This is a messenger RNA of Arachis duranensis, 1822 nucleotides long. RefSeq names its product aminoaldehyde dehydrogenase 1, peroxisomal. Lineage: Eukaryota; Viridiplantae; Streptophyta; Magnoliopsida; Fabales; Fabaceae. Bases 84 to 1589 code for a protein of 501 amino acids. The transcript has 15 exons. The record is from RefSeq and is a predicted model, not a curated record. Gene Ontology annotation, molecular function: oxidoreductase activity, acting on the aldehyde or oxo group of donors, NAD or NADP as acceptor.
AAUAUUAUUGAUCCGUUUCCAAGAAGUUAUUAGAAACAGCAGACAGAGACAGAUAGAGUGGGGGAAAGAAAGCAAGGAAGAAAAUGGCGAUCUCAACACCAAGAAGAGAGCUCUUCAUAGAUGGAGAGUGGAAAGCCCCUCUCCUCAACAACCGAAUUCCAAUCUUACCAUUGCAGCAUAUGGUAGGGGAUAUCCCAGCAGCUACUAAGGAAGAUGUGGAACUUGCGGUGGAUGCUGCAAGAAGAGCACUGUCUCGGAACAAGGGAAGAGAUUGGUCAACAGCUUCUGGCUCUCUUCGUGCUAUAUAUCUUAGAGCCAUUGCUGCAAAGAUAACGGAGAAAAAGGAUGAGCUUGCAAAGCUUGAAGCUACUGAUAAUGGGAAACCGCUUGAUGAAGCAGCAGCCGACAUGGAUGAUGUUAUUAGUUGUUUUAGCUACUAUGCUGAACUUGCUGAAGGGUUGGAUGCAAAGCAAAAGGCACAUGUGUCUCUUCCUAUGGAGAACUUCAAGAGUUAUGUGAUCAAGGAGCCAAUUGGUGUUGUUGCGUUGAUUACUCCAUGGAACUAUCCGUUGCUAAUGGCAGCAUGGAAAGUUGGUGCUGCUCUGGCUGCUGGUUGUACUGCAGUAUUGAAGCCAUCUGAACUGGCAUCUGUGACAUGUUUGGAGUUGGCUGAAAUAUGCAAAGAAGUAGGUCUUCCAGCAGGGGUGUUAAACGUGAUCACUGGAUUAGGCACUGAAGCUGGGGCUCCUUUGGCUUCACAUCCUGAUGUAGACAAGAUUUCCUUUACCGGAAGUUCUGCAACUGGAAGCAAAAUUAUGCAAGCUGCAGCUCUGCAAGUCAAGCCUGUUUCACUAGAGCUUGGUGGAAAAAGUCCAAUUAUUGUUUUUGACGAUGUUGACAUUGAUAAGGUUGCUGAAUGGACCAUGCUGGGCUGUUUCUAUACCAAUGGUCAGAUAUGUAGUGCAACAUCUCGGCUUAUUGUCCAUGAAAAUAUAGCAACAAAGUUUUUGAAUAGGCUUGUGGAAUGGGCUAAAAACAUCAAAGUUUCAGAUCCCUUGGAAGAUGGUUGCAAAUUAGGCGCCAUUGUUAGCGAAGCUCAGUAUCAAAAAGUUCUCAAGUUUAUUUCAACUGCUAAGAGUGAGGGUGCAACAAUUUUGACCGGAGGGUCUCGCCCCGAGAAUUUAAAGAAGGGUUACUUUGUUGAACCAACCAUUAUAACUGAUGUGAGUACCUCAAUGCAAAUUUGGAGAGAGGAAGUUUUUGGACCUGUGCUCUGUGCCAAAACAUUUAGCAGUGAGGAAGAAGCCAUUGAACUAGCAAAUGAUACCCACUAUGGCUUAGGGUCAGCUGUGAUGUCAAAUGAUCCAGAAAGAUGUGAGCGGAUAUCCAGGGCUGUUCAGGCUGGAAUUGUAUGGAUCAAUUGUUCUCAACCAACUUUCAUUCAAGCCCCAUGGGGUGGCAUUAAACGUAGUGGGUUCGAUCGCGAAUUAGGAGAAUGGGGACUUGAUAAUUUCCUGAGUGUGAAGCAAGUUACAAAGUAUAUUUCUGAUGAACAGUGGGGCUGGUAUAAGUGUCCUUCAAAGAUGUAAUACCAUGUAAAUUGGUGAUAUAAAAUUCAAGUUCUAGAUCUUUUCAUGGAAUAAGGUGUGGCCCAUUCAAAGUUGUGAUUAUGAUGUAAUAAUAAUAUACGUAUAUUUAUAAUGUUUUAUGGGCUUGCUGACUGUGAUAUUGUUUUCUUUAUUUGACUUAUAGUUAAGUACUGGGUUUGUAAUACUCUUUGGUACAUGAAUAAUGAGCAUAUGAAAAAGUACCAAUAAAGUUU